Molecule: messenger RNA, 971 nt
Organism: Neocloeon triangulifer
Lineage: Eukaryota; Metazoa; Arthropoda; Insecta; Ephemeroptera; Baetidae
Product: CKLF-like MARVEL transmembrane domain-containing protein 4
Exons: 2
Coding region: 247-795 (182 amino acids)
Cellular component (GO): membrane
Source: RefSeq, a predicted model, not a curated record
UUCACAGUGUUGGCACCUCUUGGCAAUUCCUUGGUUAGUCCUGUUGGGUGGACACUGCCCACAAUUAAAUUAUUUAAUUAACGCGUCAAUUUCCUCAAACGCACGGAACAAACAACAAACCGCAUUAUAUGCGUAAAGCGUAGCGAAGAACGGCACUGCCCACUGCAAAAAUAAUUAGUGAUUUCCAUCAAUUUCCAUCCGUCUUCUGCUUUCUCCAAGGAUCUUGACAACAUACUUUGAAUCACAAUGGACGACGCUGCAUUUCCGGGACAGCACACGACGACUACUCGAGUGACGACCUCGAACACAGUUGUGCAGACAGACCUGCGUUACGACCCGUUCUACCUGCGCACCCUGCCUGGGCUGGUCAAGAUUGUCCAGCUGGCGAGCAACAUCCUCAGCUUCUUCUGCAUCCUGCUCUCCUCCUACUCGCACCUCUCCAGGGCCGUCUUUUUCAAGACCCUGGCUGGAAUCGGAUUCUGGUUCACCGGCAUUCUGCUGCUCUUCUACAUUUUCCACGUGAUUGAGAAGUUCUUCCGCAUCCCCUGGCUCAAGAUCGAGUUCGGCUUCUGCUUGUUGUGGUGCCUCCUUUACCUAGUCGGCGCCAGUCUGUGCGUCGACUACGCCUCCAUCGACAGCGCCUUCGGAGCAGCCGCCUUCUUCGGCUUCUGCGCCUCCAUCGGCUACGGCUUUGACGCCUACCUCAAGUUGCAAGCCGUCCGACACGGAGAACUGGCCCAAGGAGAGAGGGUCAUGGUCACAAAACAGACCAGAAUGACCGUCUCUUCCGCCUAAUUGAAUCUUAAAAUGAGAAUCUGAAGUGCCAGUUGAAAUUUAACCUUCCCUAAGAUUAUUCUGCUGAUCUGGAAUUUUACUUCUCGGAAUUUUUCCAAAUAAUUUUUUAAAUAUUCAAAGUUAAUUUAAUUCUAAAUUGACAAAAAAGAUAAUCUUACUUUUCUCACCAAUUUUAA